UGGCGCACACGUGCAACCGGUGUUUAUUUCAGGUUUGACGUUAUUGCAGAUUACAAAUAAAGUUAAAUUUUAAGCUAAAUUUAAUAAGUUUAUAAUGGGUAAAAAAGACAAAAAUAAGAAAAAAGGCAAAGGUGCUGAGAAAACUGCUAUGAAAACGGACAAAAAGUUAGCUGCCAAACAGAAACGUAUGUUGGAAAAGCUUGGCGAGACUGACAUAGCAGAAGUAGUUGCUAAGUUAGAGGCCGAAGAAUCGCGUCGCAAAACAGUGGCCGAAGAAAUUUGCCCACCACCGACGCCGCGUUCGAAUUUCACAUUUGUUGCACAUCCUGAAAAGGAUGAACUUAUACUCUUUGGUGGAGAAUUUUAUAAUGGACAACGUGUUUGUGUCUACAAUGAUUUGUUUUUCUAUAAUAUUACUAAAAACGAAUGGAAACAAGUUCACUCACCGGCUGGUCCGGCUCCACGUAGUGGUCAUCAAAUGGUCGCAGUUGCUUCUGAUGGCGGACAGUUGUGGGUAUUUGGAGGAGAGCACGCCAGCCCAUCUCAGUUGCAAUUCUAUCACUACAAAGAUCUUUGGGUUAUGCGCUUGAAAACUCGUACCUGGGAGAAAAUUAACGCGCCAAAUGGGCCCAGUCCUCGCAGCGGACACAGAAUGGUCGUUAAUAAAAAACGUUUAUUUAUUUUUGGAGGUUUUCAUGAUAAUAAUCAAUCUUAUCGAUAUUUUAAUGAUGUGCAUAUCUUCUCGCUGGAAUCGUAUGCCUGGCUGAAAGUCGAUAUAAGUGGUGCUAUUGUACCAGCACCCCGUUCGGGUUGUUGUUUGGCUGCUUGUCCUGACGGGAAAAUACUCGUCUGGGGUGGUUAUUCGAAAGCAGCAAUUAAGAAGGAUGCAGAUAGGGGCGUUGUACACACAGAUAUGUUUAGUCUUGUGCCUGAUAAAACAAAUCCGAAUGAUAAAUUCAAGUGGGUAACAGUAAAGCCCGGUGGUUACAGACCACUUCCACGUAGUAGUGUGAGCUGUACAACGGCACCAAAUGGUAAAUGUUAUUGCUUUGGUGGUGUAAUGGAUAUUGACGAAGAUGAGGAAGAUAUCAAAGGACAAUUUGGUGAAGAAUUGCUGGCGUUAGAUCUGAAUUCGCAAGCUUGGCGGUUAUUAGAAAUAGCAAAAAAAGAGAAAAAAGUUGGUAAAAAGAAUGAAGAUGGUACUACACAGGAUGUUGAUAUGGAUUCUAGUUCUUCGCAAACAGUCAGCAAAGAUGGUAUAUUCACUGUAACCGUUGGUGGUCCAAGCACAAGUAGUAACUUAGUUUUGCCAAAAGUUCCCAGUUUAUUUCCAAAUAAACGGCCGAAGAAUGUGCCUUCACCACGCAUGAACUGCGGAUUAUGUGUUCACAAAGGUAUACUUUAUGUGUACGGUGGUAUUUACGAGGAGGACAACAAACAAUACACAUUCAAUGAUUUCUAUGCAUUGGAUUUGCAUAAAUUAGAUGAAUGGAAAGCUUUGAUUUCUAACGAUAUGAAUGCUCAUGAAUGGGUUGAUAGUGAUAGUAGUGAUUCGGACAAUUCAGAUGAUGGCAGUACGAACAGUGAUAGCGAAAGUAAUGAUGAUGACAACGAUAGUGAUGGAAUGGAAACUGAUUAAUUUAUGAUUACAAAUCAAGAAUAAAACAUCGCAUUUGAAUUAUACAUAUUUAUAAAAGAAAAGUA
Molecule: messenger RNA, 1704 nt
Organism: Ceratitis capitata (Mediterranean fruit fly)
Lineage: Eukaryota; Metazoa; Arthropoda; Insecta; Diptera; Tephritidae
Product: kelch domain-containing protein 4
Exons: 4
Coding region: 95-1639 (514 amino acids)
Molecular function (GO): protein binding
Source: RefSeq, a predicted model, not a curated record